AUGUCCGCCCAGUCCAAGGGGACGGCAUCCUCCUCCUCGUCGCCGUCCGAGGGGCCGCCGGCUGCCUCCAAAGCUAAGGUCAAGGAGCAGAUCAAGAUCAUCGUGGACGAUUUGGAAUUAGUCCUGGGGGAUCUGAAAGACGUGGCCAAGGAACUUAAGGAGGUGGUUGACCAGAUUGACACGCUGACAUCUGACUUGCAGCUGGAGGAUGAGAUGACAGACAGUUCCAAAACGGACACACUCAACAGCAGCUCCAGCAGCACAACAGCUUCCAGCUUGGAGAAAGUCAAGGUGCGGGGCAACGCACCGCUCAUCAAACCCCCUGCACACCCCUCUGCUAUCCUCACAGUGCUGCGGAAGCCAAAUCCACCCCCACCUCCUCCACGACUGACACCCAUCAAACGUGAUGAGCCUCCCAGGCUGCCUCCUGCAGCCAAACCUGUCAAGACUAAUGGUACCCUACUGCGAAAUGGGGGCUUGCCAGUCGGGCCCAGCCGUGUCCCAAAUGGGGAUAUGUGCUGUAUGCCGAACAGUAAUUUAGAGAAAGUUGCAAUGCAGCCUCUGAUGCACAGACCUGAGAAAGAGCGGUGUUCUCAGCCAGGAGCGAGGGAACGGGUACGAUUUAGUGAAAAAGUGCAGUACCAUGGCUAUUGCCCUGACUGUGAUGUUCGGUAUAACAUUAAAAACAGGGAGGUGCACUUGCACGGUGAGCCUGCCCGUGCUGUGGGAAAGCUGCCCCACCAGUGCCCACCCCUGCCACCUCCACCGCCUCCUCUGUCUCCGUUUCCUCUGGAAAAUGGAGGGCUGGGAAUAAGUCCCAGUAACAGCUUUCCUCCUCCAAGACCUGCAACUGUGCCUCCACAAACUGCAUCAAAACCCCAGAAGACCAUCUUGAGAAAAUCGACCACUACAACAGUGUGAUGUAUGCCACUUGAAACAACUCUGGUUUUUUCCUAUAUAUAAACAUAAAUAGGUAAUGAGCACUUUCUACUUCAGCAAUA
Calypte anna (Anna's hummingbird) is the source of this 1001-nucleotide messenger RNA. RefSeq names its product proline rich 16 (gene PRR16). Gene Ontology annotation, biological process: positive regulation of cell size; positive regulation of translation. Bases 1 to 921 code for a protein of 306 amino acids. The record is from RefSeq and is a predicted model, not a curated record. Lineage: Eukaryota; Metazoa; Chordata; Aves; Apodiformes; Trochilidae. The transcript has 2 exons.